This is a messenger RNA of Solanum pennellii, 2869 nucleotides long. Its product is annotated as proline-rich extensin-like protein EPR1. Lineage: Eukaryota; Viridiplantae; Streptophyta; Magnoliopsida; Solanales; Solanaceae. Bases 1 to 2607 code for a protein of 868 amino acids. The record is from RefSeq and is a predicted model, not a curated record. The transcript has 2 exons.
AUGGCUCAGCAUUCCAAAUUGUCCUCCAUUUUAUUGCUUGCAUUUGUCUACUUUAUACAUGACCACAUGAUAACUACUAUAACAGCACGUCGCAUUCUACAAACUCCUAGUUUCUCAACGUCCACUAUCCCUAGUUUCUCAACGCCCACCACCCCCAGUUUCUCCAAUACCCUCGGUCUUUCAAAGCCCGCUACCUCAAGUUUCUCCAAUUCUCCCAGUCUUUCAAAGCCUGAGACCCCUAGUUUCUCGAAGCCCCAGACUCCUAGUUUCUCAAAACCUGAGACCCCUAGUUUCUCAAAGCCUAAAACACCUAGUUUCUCAAAGCCCAAAACUCCUAGUUUCUCAAAACCUGAGACUCCUACUUUUUCAAAGCCCCAGACCCCUAGUUUCUCAAAACCCGAGACUCCUAGUUUCUCAAAGCCUGAAACACCUAGUUUCUUAAAGCCCAAAACUCCUAGUUUUUCAAAACCGCAAACUCCUAGUUUCUCAAAACCUGAGACUCCUACUUUUUCAAAGCCUGAGACCCCUAGUUUCUCAAAAUCCGAGACUCCUGGUUUCUCAAAGCCCGAAACAUCUAGUUUCUCAAAGCCUGUAACUCCUAGUUUCUCAAAGCCCGAAACUCCUAGUUUCUUAAAACCCACGACUCCUAGUUUCUCAAAGCCUGAAACUCCUAGUUUCCCAAAGCCUGAAACUCCUAGUUUCUCAAAACCCGAAACUCCGAGUUUCACAAAAACUGAAACUCCUAGUUUCUCAAAACCUGAGACCCCUACUUUUUCAAAGUACGAAACUCCUAGUUUCUCAAAGACCAAGACUCCUAGUUUUUCAAAGUCCAAAACUCCUAGUUUCUCAAAACCUGAAACUCCUAGUUUGUCAAAGCCUGAGACACCUAGCUUCUUAAAACCCAAGACUCCUAAUUUCUUAAAACCCGAAACUCCGAAUACCCCUGCUUUUUCAAAGCCUGAGACUCCAACUUUUUCGAAGCCCGAAACCCCUAGUUUCUCAAAACCUGAGACUCACAGUUCCCCAAAGCUUGAGACUCCUACUCUUUCUAAGCCCGAGACUCCUACUUUCUCAAAACGGGAGAACCCUAGUUUCUCAAAGCCUGAGACUCCUUCUUCUUCAAAGACCGAAACCCCUACUUUCACAAAACCCGAAACUCCUUCUUUCUCAAAACCCGAGAUCCCAAGUUUUUCAAAGCCAAAUAUCCCUAGUUUCUUAAAAUCGGAGACUCCUAUUUUCUCAAAACCUGACACACCUAGUUCUCCAAAGUCUGAGACUCCUAAUUCUCCAAAGAACGAGGCCCCUAGUUUUUCAAAGCCUGAAACCCCUAUUUUCCCUAAAUUCGAGACACCAACUUUCUCAAAUCCUAAGACUCUGAGUUCUCCAAAGUCUGAGACCCCAACUUUCCCAAAGCCUGAAAUCCCAAGUUCUCCAAAGCUUGAGACCCCGAGUUCUCCAAAGCCCGAGACCCCUAGUUCUCCAAUGUCUGAGAGCCCUAGUUUCUCAAAGCCUGAGAUGCCAAGUUCCCUAAAAUCUGAGACUCCUAGUUUUUCAAAACCUGAGACUCCAAUUUUUCCAAAGUCUGAGACCCCUACUUUCUCAAAGUCUGAAAUCCCGAAUUCUCCAAACCUCGAGACCCCAAGCACCCCUAAGCCUAUGACACCUAGCUUUUCAAAACCAACUCCUAGCUUCUCAAAGAUCGAGACUCCUAGAUUUUCAAAGCCUGAUACCCCAAGUUUCUCAAAGCCUGAGACCCCAAGUUCCUUGAAGACUGAGGCUCCAAGUUCUCCAACACCCGAGACACCAAGUUUUUCAAAAUCGGAGACUCCCAGCUUCUCAAAGCCUGAGAUUCCAAGUUCUCCAAAGCUCGAGACCCCAAAUUCCCCAAACCCCGAGACCCCUAGUUUCUCAAAGCCCAAGACGCCUAGUUUCUCAAAACCCGAGACUUUAAGUUCGCCAAAGCCUGAGACCCCUCGUUCUCCAAAGACCGAGACCUCUAGUUUCUCAAAGCCCGAAACUUCUAGUUACUCAAAUCCUGAAACGCCAAGUUCCUCUAAGACAGAGACUCCUAAUUUCUCAAAACCUGAGACACCAAGUUCUCUAAAGCCCAAUACUUCUACUUUCUCAAAGCCCGAAACUCCAAGUUCCUCAAAAUCCGAGGCUCCAAGUUUCUCAAAGCCUGAGACCCCUAUCUCUUUUAAGCCUGAGACUCCUAGCUUCUCAAAGCCUGAGACUCCUAGUUCCCCAAAGCCCGAGACACAAAGUUCUCCAAAGUUCGAGACCCCUAGCUACCAAAAGCCUGAGACUCCAAGUUCCCCAAAGAUCGAGAAUCCAAAGAACGAGACAUCAAGUUCGCCUAAGUCUGAGAUCCCAAGUUUUCCAAAAUUUGAGACUAUUAGUUUCUCAAAACCUGAGACCUCGAAUUCUUCAAAACCUGAGUUUCCAACAAUCCCGGAACUUGAGACUCCUAGUGUCUCUAUGCCUCAAAUACCAAGUGUGCCAAAGCGUGAGCUACCAACUACCCCAAAGUCUGAGCUCCCAACUUUUACAAAGCCUGAAUUUCCAGUUGUUUCAAAUCCUGACAUUCCAAGUGUGAUAAAGACUUAAAAUCCAAACUUUCGAAACCAAAAAUUGUCAUCUUCUCCAUGAGUAACUUUGGUGUUAUUCAUAUGGAAUGACUUAUGUUGGCUAACAGACGAAUUUGAUCACACAUGAAUGAGUUGACAAUGGGUUGCAUGCGCAUGGAUACAAUAUUUGACUUGUUGGUAUUUUAUGUGAAUAAAAAUGAGUUGAAUGAUGGAUGAUAUUAUAAUAUCCACUCAUUAUCUACUCAUAAAUUGUACAAAAUGGAAAUUAGCUAUCAAAUAAA